CACAGGAAGUCCUCCCCUUAUGGAAAAGAAGGCGCUUCCGCCUCCGGUGUUAUGGCUGCCUCCUGCCCAGAAGGCGUGUCGGAGACCCAGGAUGGGAAGAGACCGCAGUUCGGGAACCGGUUCUUGAGCGACCCUGCGCGCUUGUUCCACCACAAUGCCUGGGACAACGUGGAGUGGUCAGAGGAGCAGGCCGCGGCGGCGGAGAGGAAAGUGCAGGAGAACAGUUCGCAGCUGGUGUGCCCGGAGAAGCAAGUUGAUUAUGAAGUCAAUGCCCAUAAAUACUGGAAUGACUUUUACAAAAUUCAUGAAAAUGGGUUUUUCAAGGAUAGACACUGGCUUUUCACUGAAUUCCCUGAACUGGCACCUAACCACAAUCACCUGACGGGUUUACCCUUGGAAAAACAGAGGAGUGAAGUCUCUAAACGCAGAAGCAGUAGGGAUGGACCUGGCUUAACAGAUCAGCACACAAGUCCCUGUACCAGCCAUGGAUGUGAGACUCAGGUGCCUCCCAUGGAGGAGACAGUGACUCAGAAGCUCAGUCACUUAGAAAUUUGUGCCAAUGAAUUUCCUGGAUCCUCAGCCACCUACCGAAUACUUGAGGUUGGUUGUGGUGUAGGAAACACUGUCUUCCCAAUUUUACAGACUAACAAUGACCCAAACCUCUUCGUGUACUGUUGUGAUUUUUCUGCCACAGCUAUUGAACUGGUCAAGACAAAUUCCGAGUAUGAUCCCUCUCGCUGUCUUGCCUUUGUUCAUGACUUAUGUGAUGGAGACCAGAUUUACCCAGUGCCCAGGGACAGUCUUGAUGUCAUUGUUCUUAUAUUUGUUCUUUCAGCAAUUGUCCCAGACAAGAUGCAGGAGGCCAUCAACAGGCUAAGCAGACUCCUGAAGCCUGGGGGGGUGAUGCUUCUUCGAGACUAUGGCCGAUAUGACAUGGCUCAGCUUCGGUUUAAAAAAGGUCAAUGUCUGUCUGGAAAUUUCUAUGUGAGAGGUGAUGGCACCAGAGUCUACUUCUUCACACAAGAUGAGCUGGAUGCUCUCUUCACUGCUGCGGGUCUAGAAAAGGUGCAGAACCUGGUGGAUCGCCGCUUGCAGGUGAACCGAGGGAAGCAGCUGACCAUGUACCGUGUCUGGAUUCAGUGCAAGUACACCAAGCCGCUGCUGCCCAGAACCAGCCAAGAGGUGCCUGCUCCCCACGUGACAUAAGCUUCUCAGGCCUUUUAGAAGACAUCUAUAAAUGGUGGCUUGUUGAUGUUGGACAGUCUGGGAAUCCAAGUAGCUUAAACUUUGAGCCUAGGAGAAAUUACUUUUUAUACUCAUUAACAAUUGUGGUUUCUAGCUGGGCGUGGUGGUGCACAUGUUUAAUCCCUGCACUGGAACCAGGCAGGCAGAUAGAUCUCUGAGUUCCAGGACAGCCAGAGCUACACAGAGAAACUCUUGUCUCCAAAAACAAACAAAAAGCAAUUGUAGUUUUUAUUUGUGAAGCCUGUUAAUAAAUACUUCCUUGAGUUCAUUUUUUUUACUUAUUAUUUAGUGGGGGCAAUGCCAUGAUAAAUGUGUGGAGUCCAGAGGAUAGCUUGCAGGAGUCAGUUCCCCUCGUGUUGAUCCUGGAAUUCAGACUCAGGCUUGACAGCAAACAUCCUUGAGCUUUUCACCAGCCCUCAAGUUUUUAAUGACUAAAAUUUUAUAUAUAGGAUUUUAUAUAUAGAUUUCUAUAUA
Messenger RNA from Acomys russatus (golden spiny mouse), 1719 nucleotides. RefSeq names its product methyltransferase 2A, methylcytidine (gene Mettl2a). The transcript has 9 exons. Gene Ontology annotation, molecular function: tRNA (cytidine-N3)-methyltransferase activity. Bases 52 to 1206 code for a protein of 384 amino acids. Lineage: Eukaryota; Metazoa; Chordata; Mammalia; Rodentia; Muridae. The record is from RefSeq and is a predicted model, not a curated record.